Messenger RNA from Trichoderma gamsii, 864 nucleotides. Its product is annotated as fumarylacetoacetate hydrolase domain-containing protein 2A. Bases 1 to 864 code for a protein of 287 amino acids. Gene Ontology annotation, molecular function: catalytic activity. The transcript has 3 exons. The record is from RefSeq and is a predicted model, not a curated record. NCBI's taxonomy places the organism in Eukaryota, Fungi, Ascomycota, Sordariomycetes, Hypocreales, Hypocreaceae.
AUGGCACCCAGCUGGACUCGUCUCAUUCGGUUCGUGGCAGAAGAAGAUGGACACAUCCAUCUGGGACAAGUGGACGAAGACAUCCUGGAUGUUGGCCUUGCAGCUUUCGAAGGUGUCCCAAUUUCCGCGAAGCUGAUUGAAGGGUCUUUGUACGACGGAGUUGUCUCAGAUACGACCAUGACUGUCAAACAGCUCUUACCGCCAAUCUCGAUUGACCAAGGGAAGAUUAUUCGUUGUCUCGGCCUCAAUUAUCGUGAUCACGCCAAAGAGGCCAACAUGCCGAUUCCAGACGAACCGGUACUGUUCUUCAAGCCUCCGCACGCAUUGAUGGGUCCUUGGCCUGAGAAAAUCAGGAUCCCAAAGUUCGUUCAAGACGGAUCCAGCGAUUAUGAAGCGGAACUCAGCUUAAUAAUAUCUAAGACGGGCAAAAACAUCUCAGAAGAAGAUGCGUUUGACCAUGUGCUCGGAUACACCUGUGGGAAUGACAUUAGUGCUCGUACGGAGCAGUUUAAAAACAGCCAGUGGUCGUUCUCUAAAGGGCUGGAUGCAUCUGCACCAAUAGGCCCCGUUCUGGUGUCUCAGAGAGCAAUCGGCGAUCCUCACAGUCUUAGCAUCAGGGCCAUCUAUAACGGAACUGUUGUACAAGACUCAAAUACUAGCCAGAUGAUAUUCUCAAUCCCAAAGAUUAUUUCGUUCCUGUCGCAGGGCACGACUCUCGAGCAGGGAACAGUCAUCAUGACCGGAACUCCGCCUGGAAUUGGAUGCAUGCGGGAUCCUAAAAUCUGUCUGUGUGAUGGCGACGAGAUUAGGGUCCAGAUUGAAAACAUUGGGACGUUGAUUAAUGCAGUGUAUUAUGAAAAGUGA